This is a messenger RNA of Limanda limanda (common dab), 618 nucleotides long. RefSeq lists its product as uncharacterized. The record is from RefSeq and is a predicted model, not a curated record. The transcript has 4 exons. Lineage: Eukaryota; Metazoa; Chordata; Actinopteri; Pleuronectiformes; Pleuronectidae. The coding region runs from base 1 to 618 and encodes 205 amino acids.
AUGCAUCAGCUGGCAGAAAUCGACCUCCUUGUCGAGCAGACAGACGGCGUCUCGGAUCUGGGUCGGACGUCGACUCAGCACUUUCUGAAACCCGCCGAGUUGAAGAUGCGUCUCCUCCUCCUUCUCCUUGUCCGAGCGCCAGCUCUCGCUCUCCUCAGCCUCCUCCCGGUUGCCUCGGCGACGGCCCAGUGGGGGCUCAGCUGCCGACAGGAGAUCCCGGCCGAGCUGAUCCGAGGCCUGUGGAGCCGACACAUCCUGCUGACCUCCAACCUGCCGAGAAAAGAGGACAUAAAGCUGAUGAACGCCACUCUGGACGUCUACAUGCGCAUCUUCUCCAGCAUCCUGCAGCACAGCCACCUGCAACACAACGGACGGGCCUCCAGCUCGGCGCUGCUGAAGCAGCUGUCCCCCUCCGACCAGAAAUGGGUGAGGUUGGUUCUGGAGGAGAAGAAGGAGGAGAUGGAGAAGCUGAGGAGGAACCUGAGCCGAGUGCGCCCAGACAACGAAGACAUGAUCAGUCAGCUCAGCAAAAUAAAGGUGGACGACCCCAUGGACCAGAGGAAAGCUCUGGCUGAGUUCGGGCUUGUGUACCUGGCGGCGUCUCGGGUUGCCCACUAG